Molecule: messenger RNA, 822 nt
Organism: Peronospora belbahrii
Lineage: Eukaryota; Oomycota; Peronosporomycetes; Peronosporales; Peronosporaceae
Source: the annotation of a GenBank genome assembly
AUGCGCAUGCUGCUCUCAUCCACGAGCGCUGUCAAGACACGUGCGAGCUUGUGCUGGCUGCGCAGGUAUUUAACAACUAGGGACAAUAGUAAUGCAUCAUCGCGAUCUCCUACAGCUCUGGGCUUUGCACCUCGUCGCUCCAACGUUGUAGAGCCUCCUAUUGAUAUUCAGACUGCAUUGAGCAAGUGCAAGACUCAAAAAGCGCGCAAAUUUGAUGAAACAAUUGAUCUUGCGAUUCAACUGGGUGUAGACCCGCGAAAACCCAAUCAAAAUGUGCGUGGUGUGGUGAGUCUACCGAAUGGUACGGGUAAGCAAGUGCGCAUUGCCGUCUUUGCUCGUGGUCCUAAGGCGGAGGAGGCCAAGGCUGCUGGCGCUACUAUUGUGGGUGCCGAAGACCUUGUGGAGCAAGUGCAAAGCGGCAAGAUUGAGUUUGAUCGCUGUAUUGCGACACCUGAUGUCAUGCCGUUAGUGGGUCGCGUGGCUAGAAUUCUUGGUCCCCGUGGCCUCAUGCCUAACCCGAAGCUGGGCACGGUGACACAGGAAGUUGGUAAUGCUAUUGCAGCAGCUCGUGGUGGUCAGGUGGAGUUUCGUGCGGAAAAGAAGGGUAUUGUCCAUGCUGGCGUGGGCAAGAUGAGUUUUUCGGAGGAGGCACUAUUAGAAAACGUGCAAGCCUUCAUGGUUGCACUCAGUGACGCCAAGCCAGAGGGUGCGAAGGGCAAGUACAUCAAGGCUGUUCACCUAAGCUCUUCAAUGGGCCCUAGUUACAAUCUAGACGUCAAGUAUCUGGACCCGUCCUCGACGUCUUUCAUGCGCUUCGAAUGA